Closterium sp. Naga37s-1 is the source of this 1214-nucleotide messenger RNA. NCBI's taxonomy places the organism in Eukaryota, Viridiplantae, Streptophyta, Zygnematophyceae, Desmidiales, Closteriaceae. The record is from the annotation of a GenBank genome assembly.
GCUCACUCACAGCAUCAUUUACCCGGCAAGCACCAUGAUGGCUCCAAAGGGGAACCGCUCGCGAGAUAUGUUUGGAAUUCCUAAGAAACAUCUCGCACAGAGGACGCGUUCGCACUCCCACUCCAACUUCCAAUUGCCAUCCCCUGCGUCGGCAGCGGCUAACGCGGCGGCGGCAGCGACAACAGUGGCUAUGGCGAAGCGGCGGCGGGCGCAGCACUCACUGACGGCCCUCGCAUGGCUCGCAGGGUGGCUCGCCGCCGGCCUGCUCGCGCCGCUUGUGACGACAAACGCCGUUCCGCUCGAACCCACUCAAGUGCAAUUCCUGAACGAAUCUCAGGCGGCAUGGAAGAGCGUGAAGUUCCCCGGCUUGGACGGCCCCAAACCUGACUGCGACCUGCUUUCUGCAUACGACAUCAGUUGUGACGCGCACGGCAUGAUUGAUAAACUGUUGCUGGGGGACCAAAAUCUGCGAGGGUCCAUUCCGCAAUCAAUCAGCAACCUCAGGAACUUAACUUGGCUAGGUCUCUCCUCGAGCCAACUUUCAGGCAGCAUCCCGGCAGGCGUCGGUGAUCUCAAUCAAAUGCUCUACAUUGACCUCAAGCUUAACUUCCUUGAUGGGUCCAUCCCCUUCCAAAUUGGCUCCAUGAAAAAACUUAUUAGAUUAGACUUCUCUUACAACCAGCUUUCAGGCAGCAUCCCUGCCAGCUUCAGUGAGCUCCGCCAGCUAACGUUCAUAUCUUUGUACAGUAAUCAUCUCAACGGCUCUAUCCCAUCUGAGCUUGGCUCAUUGACAAAUCUGGAGUCAUUAGACCUCUCUUACAACCAGCUCUCAGGCAGCAUCCCUGCUAGCUUAGGGGAUCUCCGCGAACUCAAGUCCCUGCGUCUGGAUCGCACCAAUGUCUCAGGGACUAUCCCACCAUCCCUUGGAGGUCUUCUCUACUUGAAGAACUUCACCACCAAGGACACCAACCUCACAUGUCCGGACAACUACACCAGCUGUGGGCAGACGCAAAACCCUUGGACUGCCUUUUGCCGCAAGUGCCCUUUCUUUUGCGAAACAUGCCUCGAGUCAACAGCGAACCCCAGCGAUAGCAGCGGCUUACCGCUGGGGGCCAUCAUUGGCAUUGUUGUUGCUUCCGUGGUGGUGGUGGUGCUGCUGCUGCUGGCUGCUGUGCUGCUCUGCCUCAGGCACAAGCAGCGGCAGAAGACAACAG